AUGGCCGACAGCUUCAUUGCCCAAGCACAGCAACAGACUCCUAGUGACUGGGAGGCGGCCUCCAACGCAAGGUUUAAAGCCAUGUGGGAGCAGUUCUGGGCCAAACUAGCACACAAGAACUGGCUACCUCAGCCACCAAACAUUGGGAAGAAGUCCAGCAGGCCUGACACAUUGGUACCCGAAGCAGCCCGCAAUACCGAGCCCAUCCACGAGACUGCAUACCGCACACCACGGAUGUGA
This is a messenger RNA of Pelobates cultripes (western spadefoot toad), 240 nucleotides long. The record is from the annotation of a GenBank genome assembly. NCBI's taxonomy places the organism in Eukaryota, Metazoa, Chordata, Amphibia, Anura, Pelobatidae.